AUGCCGAAGAAAAAGGGAGGCUCCGGGAGCCUGGGCUCGUCUUUAAUCCGCCAUAGAUUCAACCGCGGUUCGGAGUUUCAGCACGCCGACGAGGGCCGACGCCACGUCAUCGCCGCGGCGGAAGCGGCGGCGAAGCCGGCGCUGGUGUCGGUGGUGGAUCAGAGUGACCUGGAGGAGCUGCUGACGACUGCUGAGCUGGCAGGGCGGGAGUUCGCCGCCCAAAGAGGCAACGCUGAGAUAAUCUACCUAGAUGGUCAUGACGUGGGAGCUGCAGGUGGGAAAGGCGGAAGCAGCAGCGAGCGCAGGGAGCAGGAGGAACUUCACAGGAAGCUUCUUACCAUCCCAAGACGGCCCAAGUGGAGCGCAAGCAUGACGUCAGCAGAAUUGGACGCUAGUGAGAAGGCGGCUUUCCUGGAAUGGAGGCGAUCGCUCUCCGCGGUGGAGGAGAACAACCACCUGGUGGUAACCCCAUUCGAGAAGAACCUUGACAUCUGGCGACAGCUGUGGCGAGUGCUGGAGAGAAGCCACCUGGUGAGUGGUUACCCGGUUACCAGUUGCUGGGUGGUAACCGUGGUGGACAGCCGAGAUCCGCUCUUCUACCGCUGCUCUGACCUCGAAGCGUACGUGCACGAGCUGGGAGCAGGGCCUUAUCACAGCAACGAGAGCAGCAGCAACAACCUGCGCACCAGCAACUCGAAAGACGAGAGCAAUAAGGAUUUGGCAGACGGGAGCAGCAGCAGCAGCAGGGAGGGAGGGGAGGGUUCGCCGAGCCGGACUCUGCUGCUGCUGAACAAGGCGGAUCUUCUGCCUUCUGGUGUGCGGCGGCUGUGGGCUGAGUGGCUGAAAGGACAGGGCGUUGAGUUCGCCUUCUGGUCUGCUAAGGCUGCUGCUGAAGGGGUGGAUGGGGAGGAGGAGGGACAGGAGGAGGAGGAGGGGGAGGAGGGAGAGGAGGAGGAGGAGGAGGAGGAGGAUGAGAGUGAGGGUGAGUGGGAGGAGGCGGACGGGGAGGAGGAUGAGGAAGAGGGCGAGGAGGAGGAAAGUGGGGAAGCAGGUGAAGUUAGUGAGAAGGAGCAAGAGGGAAGUGAGAAUGUUGAGGGGAAGGGGAGUGUGAGAGUGAGGGUGACUAAAGAGGAUGUGAGGAUACACGGCAAGGACAGCCUAUUACGGCUGCUCGAGGCGAAAGCUUCUGCCAUCGCUGCUGCUACCGCCACCGCCGCCGCUACUGCUGCUGCUCGUGCUCCUGCCGUUGCUUCAGCAGGAGCAUCUGGGGGGAGAAGGGAUAAGCAGGACGGGCAGGAGAGAGUGGUUGUGGGAUUUGUGGGUUACCCCAACGUGGGUAAGAGCUCUACUAUCAACGCCCUUGUUGGGUCCAAAAAAACCGGCGUCACGUCCACUCCGGGCAAGACAAAACAUUUUCAGACGCUGCCCGUGUCGGACUCGCUGAUGCUCUGCGACUGCCCGGGGCUGGUUUUCCCGUCGUUUGCGUCGUCCCGGUCAGAAAUGGUGGCAGCUGGAGUGCUGCCCGUUGACCGAAUCACGGAUCAAAGAGGGCCCGUUGAAGUGGUUGCUCGAAAAGUUCCUCGGGCAGCCCUUGAAAGUAUUUACGGGCUGACUUUUCCGCCUCCACCUGCCCAUGAAAGACCUGACAGACCCCCGAAGGCAGUGGAGAUUCUUAAAGCCUAUGCCCGGUCACGAGGGCACGUGGUUUCUUCCGGGCUGCCCGAUGAAACCCGGGCAGCCCGAAUCAUUUUGAAGGACUAUUUGAGUGGGAAGCUGCCACAUUUCGAGCUGCCCCCAGGCUGCCCAGAAGAGAGUUUUAGUGACAAAAAUUGGUUAGGCACAGGAGCAGGAGGAGAAAGAGAGGGCGAGGGAGAGGGAGAGGGAGAGGAAGGGGAACUUCUGGUUCUAGACGCAGUUGACUUGGAGCAUUUCGGAGGUAUGGCUCUGGAAGAGGCCCAGCAGGCCGCCGCUGCUGCUGCUGCUGCGGGUGGUUCUCUUGGUGAUGCUGACUAUAACGAGGGCGGGGAAAGCAGGGGAAGCGGCAGCACCACUGCUGGUGGUGCUGCUAGUGCAGGCCAGGCAGGUGGAGGGGGGAGGAGGCAGCAGCAGCCGGCAAAGGCAGAGCAUAAGAAGCAGAAGAAGCAGGCGAGGAGCAAGAAGAGGGAGUGGAGGGUGGGCCGGGGGGGAGGGGAUGGGGAGGAGGGGGCAGUGAUUACGGUGAGAGGGGUGGUCAAGCCGUUGAGCCAUGGGGCUGUCAAGCCUGGGAUGGUGCUGCCGGGUGUCAAACACUUGGUGCAGUGA
Messenger RNA from Closterium sp. NIES-65, 2301 nucleotides. The record is from the annotation of a GenBank genome assembly. Lineage: Eukaryota; Viridiplantae; Streptophyta; Zygnematophyceae; Desmidiales; Closteriaceae.